Pecten maximus is the source of this 2455-nucleotide messenger RNA. Its product is annotated as glutamate receptor U1-like. The record is from RefSeq and is a predicted model, not a curated record. Gene Ontology annotation, cellular component: plasma membrane. Gene Ontology annotation, molecular function: glutamate-gated receptor activity. The transcript is spliced from 7 exons. Bases 146 to 1594 code for a protein of 482 amino acids. Lineage: Eukaryota; Metazoa; Mollusca; Bivalvia; Pectinida; Pectinidae.
UCUCGCUUACCACAUUGACAGCUGCCUCAAUAAAGCCAUCAUUUCUCCCCGUCAUUUACAUAUGGAUGUUCAGCCUUAUCAACACGGAUGCAAAUUCAGUGAAUCAAAAACAACUGUGACAAAGGAUGUCGGUAAUUAAUUAAAGAUGGCGCGGUACGGAGGUCCGGGCCUGGUGCUAUGUCUGACUCUAUGGACUAGUGGAUUUAUCUCCGCCACUUCACAACAACAGGCUAAAAAGGUUUACAGAGUAACUGUGAAAGAGGAGAUGCCGUAUAUAUUCCAGACACCUGGAGCCUCUGAGGGACCAAACGGCUUCGAGGGUUUACUGAUAGAUAUUCUUAAUCGAGUUUCGAGAAUUCUUGACGUCAAGUUCUCGUUAAACCACGUCGGUGAUGACGCAUUUGGCGAGAAGAGAGAUGACGGGACUUGGACGGGCAUGAUCGGCGAGCUUCAAAGAAAUGAAUCGGACAUAGCGGCCGGACCUUUGACCGUCACGGCUGAUCGAGCCCGGAUAGUAGAUUUCUCGCAGCCUUUCUCUAACACGGGACUAAGGAUAUUGGUGAAGCGUCCAGACAACACUCCGACCUCCAGUGACCAAGUGGUGUUGUUUGUUCGUCCCUUCAGUGUCGGUGUCUGGAUCCUGAUCCUCGUUACGUCAGCUGUGUUACACAUACUCGGAUGUGUCAACAAGAGAUUUAAUCCAAGAGAGAAACAUCUUGCUAAUGAGAGGAAUUAUGAUUAUGAAUACAGUCCAGCAUUUAACGAGAAAAUGAUGCACUCUUCCAAAGCUGGAUGGUUCCUGUCGACAACCUCCAAAGUGUUUGUCGUGUCAUCGGUGACGGUCUAUACAGCGCAGCUAACCAGCAUUCUGGUGCAGUCUUCUACCGCGGAGAAACAGUAUCUUCCAUUUGUUACGUUCGAAGGACUUCUGAAUCACCCGGAUAUAAACUAUACUUGUCUUGAUAAAAGUUUCGCUUGUACAUAUUUUGAAAAUUCAGUUCAACCUUUAGAAAAAUCUAUAGAAUUCCAUCUAAAAUGGGGCAAAAACACAAGAUACAAUAAUAUAGACACCGCCACUCAUCAUUUGCGUGAAAGUACAGAACAGCAGCACGCAUUAAUUAUAGAAUCCGAGUUUGCGUACUACGUGGCAAGUAAGAAACCAUGUGACCUAAUCGUUGUGGGUGAGGAGCUUGGUUAUCUGUCUCAUUCGUUCGCGUGUAGACCUGGACUAAGCGUAUGUCGUGACCUUGACGUCGCUAUCCUCACGAUGAAAUCCACAGGGGAGUUAGGGCGACUGAGGGAUAAAUGGCUGAGUGGUGUGUGCGGGAAGUAUUCAGAGAUGUCGUCUCCUUAUUCACAUGCCAAUAGAUAUACUACAGACAGAACAUUUAAUAUGAAUAAUGAAAGAACAGUGAGGAGUUUAGGGAUACCCCUUGUUAUAGUGUAUAGUGGGGUGGUAGUCGCCAUCUGUACGAUGUUGUGGGAAAUUUAUCGUCCGAAAUCAAAGGCGGUUAAAAUGUUCCGGAUUGAAUAUCACGAUAGAAGUGAUGGCAUUGAAAUCGAAUCAGGAUCAGGAAGUGACGUCAUUAAAUGAACGGAAGCUGUUACAGAUGUUAAAAUUCUAUUACGACACGAUGGAUAUUUCCACGAAAUAAGUACAUUGUAUGAAAUGGGAAUUCACCAGAGAAUGUCCCAAUUAACGCCCAUUCCAUACAUUACUGGACUCAAUCGUUAGGACUGCGCAGAGCGAAUAAGUGGAGAUUAGAUGGUGGCCCCUGGUGUUCGAUAUCACCCUCAAACUCGGAGAUAACCUACUUCGAUUGUUGCGUAACUAUUAUCUAAUGCCAAAAGUAUUUUGAAGGGUAAAGUAAGGAACAACGUCAUUUAAUAUGUAAGCAAUUGAACUGUUUUCAGUCAAAACCCACAGACCAUGAUAAUAAUGGAGAAAAGUAGUGCAACUAUUUAUUACCCUAACGAUAUUCAUAUCAUUUACAUUUCACAUCUCAUGUAUACCAAAGGCCUGAUUUUUUUUAUACUCAAACAUUUUUUUUUAUACUGAAACAUUGUUAAGCUAUUAAACAUAAACAUUUUAAGGGAUUAAAAAAAACUGCAAUGGUUGAAGAAAAAUGGCGACAAAGCAACAAGAAUUAGCUAUACUUCAACAUAUACUGUCGGAAAAUGAGAUUUGCGAAGAGAACAACGAUAUUUUUCAAAAAACUUUUAAUAAAAUGAAAUCAUGCCGAAGUGAUACUCCAUAUCAACUUCGUUUAAAUGCUUUGUUACUGACAUCGUUGCAAACAAACCCUGGAGAACAUGAAGGUCCUAUCAGACCAAAGGGUUAUUAUGUAGAAAUCAUCCCUCUUUACUCUUUGUCCGACUAUCAACAUUUGAAAGUCUACUUUGUCUACUACAACAGUCCAACACCUGAAUAUGUUAGUCGUAGACAAGUCGCAGU